This is a messenger RNA of Aureobasidium pullulans EXF-150, 645 nucleotides long. RefSeq lists its product as uncharacterized. Bases 1 to 645 code for a protein of 214 amino acids. Lineage: Eukaryota; Fungi; Ascomycota; Dothideomycetes; Dothideales; Saccotheciaceae. The transcript has 2 exons. The record is from RefSeq and is a predicted model, not a curated record.
AUGAAUAGCAUCAAUCUCAUUGACGAAUUGAAACUCUACAAGACACUCGACGCUGCCAUCACUAAGAGCCAUGAUAUCCAAAGCGAUAUCAAUGGCCCAAAUGUAUCCAAGGAGACAAUCAAUACUGGAUUCGCUGCAUUGAACAUCAUCAUGGAUGACAUCAGACCCAUUGACGAAUUGAAGCUCUCUGAAACCCUCGACACUGCCACCAUUAAGAUCCAUGAUAUUCAAAACGAUGUCAACGAACCGAACGUAUCCAAGGAGACAAUCAAUACUGCAUUCACUGCAUUGACCAAGAUUAUUGAGGAGAUCAAAACCGACCUCGCCAAUCGUUCUAUCAAUGCUAGAGUUGGCCACGCUGUCGACUUUGCCGUAUCGAGAACCGAUAGCCUUCCUAGACUAUACGCUGGCUUGCCCAAUCCUGAUCUGCCAGAUUGGCCCGGAGUACGCAUGGGCCUCGUAAAUCAAGUCAAAGCCAAGAUCGAGGCCCACUAUUACCAGCUCGAAGGUAGCAUGCUCAUGUCCUUGGACCCGAAAGUGUUUGAGGAUCAGGCAAGAAAAGAGGCAUCGACCAUCGUCUUUGCCAACGUGGAGGAGUUUCCAGAUGACAUGGCCGCGGAGUUGCAGGAAAACACACACAUCUAG